GGCCUUCCGAGGGGCGCAGUCUCCUGGAUCCUGCGGAAGCAGCGCAGCGGCUUUUCUUUCUUUCAUUUUUUUUUUUUUUUUUUUUAAAGCAUCCGACCAGUCCAGCAGCCACUGCGCGGUAGAAUAAAUGAUGGCGGGUCCCGAGCAGUCCCAGCAGCAGCAGCAGCAGAAGGUGGAGGAGAAGGCAGAGCACAUAGAUGAUGCUGAGAUGGCUCUGCAAGGCAUCAACAUGCUGCUCAACAACGGAUUCAAAGAGAGCGACGAGCUUUUCAAGAGAUACAGGACGCACAGCCCUUUGAUGAGCUUCGGAGCGAGCUUCGUCAGUUUUCUGAACGCCAUGAUGACAUUCGAGGAGGAGAAGAUGCAGAUGGCCUGUGAUGAUCUGAAGACAACUGAGAAACUCUGUGAGAGCGACAGCGCUGGAGUGUUAGAGACGAUCCGAAACAAGAUCAAGAAGAGUAUGGACUCCCAGAUGUCGGGCGUUGCUGUGGUGGACCGCCUACAGAGACAGAUCAUUGUUGCUGACUGCCAAGUGUAUCUAGCAGUUCUGUCAUUCGUCAAACAGGAACUCUCAGCUUAUAUAAAAGGAGGCUGGAUUCUCCGUAAGGCAUGGAAAAUGUACAACAAAUGCCACAGUGACAUCAGUCAGCUGCAGGAGAGCUGCCAGCAGGGGGCCUCUGGCAGCCAGGAGUCGCUCUCAGCCGACAACGCCAACCACAACGUGGAGAACGGUGUGACGGCCGAGGCCCUGGACCGGCUCAAGGGCUCCGUCAGCUUCGGCUACGGCCUCUUCCACCUGUGCAUCUCCAUGGUGCCGCCACACCUGCUCAAGAUCAUCAACCUGCUGGGUUUCCCUGGAGACCGUCUCCAGGGCUUGUCCUCCCUCAUGUAUGCGAGCGAGAGUAAGGACAUGAAGGCGCCGCUGGCUACGUUGGCCCUCUUGUGGUACCACACGGUGGUGCUGCCUUUCUUUGCCCUGGAGGGUUCUGACACACACGCCGGGCUGCUAGAGGCCAAAGCCAUCCUGCAGAGAAAGUCUGUGGUUUAUCCAAACUCUUCCCUCUUCAUGUUCUUCAAGGGACGAGUUCAAAGACUGGAGUGCCAUAUCAACAGUGCUUUGGCCUGUUUCCAUGAUGCAUUAGAACUUGCAUCAGACCAAAGAGAGAUCCAGCAUGUGUGUCUCUAUGAAAUUGGUUGGUGCAGCAUGAUAGAGCUGAAUUUCGAAGAUGCCUUCAGAGCAUUUGAGCGAUUGAAGAACGAGUCCCGCUGGUCGCAGUGCUACUACGCCUACCUGACCGGAGUGUGUCAAGGUGCUUCAGGGGACCUGGACGGAGCAAACAGAGUUUUCAAAGAUGUCCAGAAGCUGUUCAAGAGGAAAAACAACCAGAUAGAGCAGUUUGCUGUCAAAAGGGCGGACAGGCUGAGAAAGGUCUCGCCCACCAGGCAGCUGUGCAUCCUCGGGGUGAUCGAGGUUCUCUAUCUGUGGAAAGCGCUGCAGAACUGCUCCUCGACCAAACUGCAGAUAAUGAAUCAAGUGCUGCAGAGUGUAGACGAGCCUUCAUGCAGAGGCCUGAAACACCUCCUCCUCGGUUCCAUCCUGAAAUGCCAAGGAAACAUCAGAGAUGCUGUUCAGUCAUUCCAGCAAGCCAUCAGGGACGAGUACGGACGACAGAUCAACUCCUACAUCCAGCCGUAUGCCGUCUAUGAGCUUGGAUGCAUACUCCUCGCAAAACCAGAGACAGUGGCAAAGGGGAGAUCAUUCCUACUUCAAGCCAAGGAGGAUUUCACAGGCUACGACUUCGAAAACCGGCUUCACGUCCGCAUCCACUCGGCGCUGGCCUCGAUGAAGGAGGUGGUGCCGCAGUGACUCCUCCACCAGGGGAGAAACUUCGCACAAAGUCUCAAUAGCACUCCCUGUGCUUCUCAUUUCAAACGAACUGAAGGCACAAUUGGCAAAAACGGUUAUCGCUGAUAAAAAUUUUUUAAAAAAAGUCUGAUGAUGAAGUGCCAUCUAUGUGCAUUUUGUAAAGCGGCGGACGGACGGUCGCGCUCGUGAUGGCACGCGGGUAGUUCUGGCUCACGUGAAAUCUCUAAAGUUUUAUUGGUGCGCAGUUGGGUCAUGUCCACCGACAGCCAGAGGGAGAGUGUGGGAAAAGGCCUCAGAUAUAUCGUGAAGUGUGAUGUAAAUAAUACAAUUGUCUAACCAGCGCAAGCUAGCUGUGUAAAGAAGGAGUGGCUAACAGGCACGUUAGCGACGCUAUGCUAGCUACCUCCCCCUUCGCCUUCAGUUUUUCUGCUUAGCCAGUCUAUCGCUCCCCAGGCUUGUUUCUGGACUGAAUGCACAAAGAUUAAUCUGAUACAAAGUUUUAUCCAAUACACUCCUCGAUGUUCCUUUUCAGUGUUUCUUUCACCGUUACGUAUUUGCCGUCCAGUAGCUGUUCUACUCAUUAGCUUGUGCAUUUAAGGGACUUAAAUUCUGCUUCUGCCCUAAUUAAACAGAUUACUUAGUACAGAAUGAUUUGUUAAAAACACUUGAUCUUUUUCAAGUGUGAUUUUUUUGCGGGGAGGAUUUUAUGAAGUAGACAACUUUUUAGACAAAAAAAAGUCUGAACUGGCAGGUCAGGCUUUUUAAAUAUCAGUGAUCGGCUAACAAGCUGCAAUUGGUGCACCCCUAUAGAUGAGAAUGAAGAAAGGGAAUGAGGAGCGGACCUAAAGUGGAGUGAUCCAGUUUAUCAGACUUGGGCUUUGAGGUUUAGCCUUGCCCUGAACAAAGUUACCACAUGACCUCCAUUUCCUGUAAAUGACAUCAAUACACUGCAAUUCUCUGGUGUAUCUAACAAAACGUCGAGCACUCUACCUGUGCACUAUGCAUAGCAUGGCUGGGUGACGGUGGCUUUAUAUACUGAAGUCCAGCAUGGUUUUUUCCCCUGCAAAUACAUAAACUUACUCUUACAUAACACACUUAGUACUGUAAAGCUGCCUAAUGAAAGGUGCUGUUAAAUGUCAGCCUGAUCCUGUGUUACUGCAGACGCAUCUUAUUAUCGUUUUAGUGGUAGAAGCCUUCGACUUACUUCACAAUACCAACCAGCUUAAUAGCAAAAAAAAAAAAAAAAAGAAAAAGGUGUUUUUGUAACGUUGCUCCAGCUUUGUUAGAGUUUGAGUGGCUCAUUCAAGCCUCUUGUGUCGGACAAAACAACAUCCACGAGUAAUUUUCUCAAACUUUCUAAACCGUUUACAUGAGAAUUUUCCAGUGCAGAGUAUUACAUGAACAAGCACUCCGGUUUAUUGUCAAGCAAUAUUAACUCAUAACAGGCAUCAUUUAGUUGGAACUUCUCACUUCAUGUUUAAAGUUGUGAACUUACAGAUUUUUGUUAUUUAUUUUUAUUUUUUUCAAAUCACCGUGAUCUCUUAAGACAAGGCUCGUCAUCCCUCGUGGCUGUGAUGGAUGUAAAGUGUAAUAAAAAUGGAGGAGGCUGCUGUGCUAGCAGUCUGUUCUCUGAAAAAAAAAAAAAAAAAGAAUUUUCACAUUAAGGUGAACUGUCAAUAAAGUGUAAUCUACCCAUUGUACCAGAUACCUCUGUCACCAGAAUAUUUUCUCUCUGUCAUUGUUGAAACUGAGGCUAAAAGUUAAAUGUCACUAAACUGAACUAAACUGAAAAAAUAAACAGUUCUCCAUCAAUAUA
Messenger RNA from Xiphophorus couchianus (Monterrey platyfish), 3683 nucleotides. Its product is annotated as tetratricopeptide repeat protein 39C-like. Gene Ontology annotation, molecular function: protein binding. The transcript has 15 exons. The record is from RefSeq and is a predicted model, not a curated record. The coding region runs from base 128 to 1867 and encodes 579 amino acids. Gene Ontology annotation, biological process: cilium assembly; otolith morphogenesis. NCBI's taxonomy places the organism in Eukaryota, Metazoa, Chordata, Actinopteri, Cyprinodontiformes, Poeciliidae.